ACAAACUCUCAACCAAAUACACAGAGAAACAAAGAAGAAGAAGGAAGAUAAAAAGCAUUUUUCAAAACAAAUCCAAUAUUCCAUUCUCUCCGCCGCCUGCUUCCUCUCUCUCCGCCCAUCUCCACCCUCCAAACCCUCACCGCCGGCGACUAUGCAGCCCUGUAGCAGAGAAAUGCAAACCUUCAACUCUCUCUUAAACCACUCCCAAAUCUCUCUCCAGGACCUCCACGCCGACGCUCCCCACCAUUUGAAUCCCCCACCGCCGCAGAUCCCGGCGUCUCAGCUCCACCAUUUUGAUCCCGCCGCUGCCGCCUCCCACGACGACUUCCUCGAGCAAAUGCUCAACACAAUCCCCUCCUGUUCCUGGCCCGACCUCAACCCUUCAAACCCUAAAUCCCCUUGGGACCUUAACCCCAUCAAUAAGCCGUCAAGAGAUAUCUCCGACGACCACCACCAGAGCCACAUCACUGCUACAUCUCCGGCUGCCAAGGCCGCCGUCAUGCUCCAGCAACAGCUUCUCUUGAACAGAGGAAUCUCCGUCUCCGCUGGAAAUGGCGUCGCUGACCAUGGUCUCCCACCUAUGCCUCUCUCCCUCGGAAAUGCCGACUUAGACCGCUCCCAAAACGACGUCGUCGAGGGAUCCUGCUUCCGCACACCGAACUCGGGAGGUUCCAUUCAAUCGCAUAGCUUCGGAGCUCCAGGGAACGGGAUGAGUCAAACUCCGGCCGGUGGUUCAGUCGGAGUUUCUCCAUCUCAGCCGAAGCAGAAAGUCAGAGCUCGCAGAGGCCAAGCCACAGACCCACACAGUAUCGCCGAAAGGCUUCGAAGAGAGAGAAUUGCAGAGAGAAUGAAAGCACUGCAAGAACUCGUUCCCAACGCAAACAAGACAGAUAAGGCUUCAAUGCUGGAUGAGAUCAUCGACUACGUUAAAUUCCUCCAGCUCCAAGUCAAGGUUCUGAGCAUGAGCAGGUUGGGAGGUGCAGCAGCUGUGGCUCCUCUCGUUGCUGACGUGUCAUCUGAGGGAGGUGGUGAGUGUAUGCAAGGGAGUGGGGCCCAAGGUGGUGGUCGGAAUUCGAACAAUGGCGGGGGUGGUGGAAACCAAACGGCGUCGUCGAAUGAUAGCAUGACGGUGACGGAGCAGCAGGUGGCGAAGCUGAUGGAGAAGGAUAUGGGAUCGGCGAUGCAGUAUCUGCAGGGGAAAGGGUUGUGUCUUAUGCCGAUCUCUCUGGCGACGGCGAUUUCGACAUCCACUUGUCACACUAGGAAUCCGAUGAUGAACGGCGGUGGUCAGCAUCCGGUGAUGGGGACGAAUGGAGAAGGGCCGACGUCGCCAAGCAUGUCAGUGCUGACGGUGCAGUCGACGAGCAUGGGGAACGGCUCCGUUAAGGAUGCCGCCUCCGUAUCGAAGCCGUGAGGAGGACGGCGCGUGGAGGAUUGACUUUUGAGAAAGAGAAGUCAACGAGUGUAGAAGUCUACGAAAAUAAGGCAGUCUUUUAAUACGGCGCCGUAUUGUCGUGGACUUUGUUUGGCCUGUAAACCCUAAACCCUAACCUAAAGAAAGCCCUAAAAAAUUAAAAAAAAAAA
Molecule: messenger RNA, 1584 nt
Organism: Cucurbita moschata (crookneck pumpkin)
Lineage: Eukaryota; Viridiplantae; Streptophyta; Magnoliopsida; Cucurbitales; Cucurbitaceae
Product: transcription factor bHLH82-like
Exons: 6
Coding region: 152-1414 (420 amino acids)
Biological process (GO): regulation of transcription by RNA polymerase II
Cellular component (GO): nucleus
Molecular function (GO): protein dimerization activity; RNA polymerase II cis-regulatory region sequence-specific DNA binding; DNA-binding transcription factor activity, RNA polymerase II-specific
Source: RefSeq, a predicted model, not a curated record